AAAAAAAAAGAAACAAAAAACAAAAAUACCAGAGAACCGAACCCUUCAGAAUUUGGUCGGAGAGAGAAACAGUGUGGCUGGGUGGGUGGUUGCCUCCUCCUCCUUUCCCUUCCUUCUUCAAUCACCUUCUUCUCUCUCUGGACUUUCGUUUUCUUUCCAAUUUCCCUGUUUCUCCGCCCGAGCUUCCUUCCUUCGAUUUCUCCCUUCAAGACUCCCUUCCUCCUCCUUUUGAUCUGGUUUUGGUGGUCGACUUCGCUCCGAUCCAUUUCUUGGAUCAGAUUUCCAUGGCCUCCGCCAAGACCACCCGGUCCAGAGCCACGCCUGUGAAGGAGAACGGCGCUAAGUUUGAGGAUGGCAUCAGUUUCUUCAAGUCCGACCAAUUCGACGCCGAUUCCUACGUUCAAACCAGAUGCUCUCUUAACGACAAGGAAAUCAAGCAAUUAUGCACUUAUCUUUGGGAGUUGAAGAAAGCUUCUGCUGAGGAAAUGCGUAAAAGUGUCUAUGCAAAUUAUGCUGCCUUUAUCCGCACAUCAAAGGAGAUAUCAGAUUUAGAGGUGGAGCUCUCAUCCAUUAGAACCCUUAUGUCUACUCAGACUGCUUUAAUUCAUGGUUUAGCUGAAGGGGUUCAUGUUGAUUCGGUACCUUCCUCUGUUUCUGGAGGCACAGCUCCAAAUGGCAUUUUAGGUUCAGGGGAUGACAAUCCUUCAGAUAUUGAGAAAUGGUUAGUGGAGUACCCUGAUACUUUGGAUGUGCUCUUGGCUGAACGAAGAGUCGAUGAAGCUUUGGCAGCCCUUGACGAGGGAGAGAGGAUAGCUUCUUCGGCGAAAGAAAAUAAAACCUUGAGCCGAGCUGUAAUUAUGUCUCUGCAAUCAUCGAUUGCUGAACGGAGGCAAAGGUUAGCAGAUCAGCUUACUGAGGCUGCUUGUCAGCCUUCUACCUGUGGUGUUGAACUCCGUGCGGCUGUAUCAGCGCUCAACAAAUUAGGAGAUGGACCGCGAGCUCACGCUUUGUUACUAAAAGCUCAUUAUCAAAGGUAUCAGUACAAUAUGCAAAGCUUUAGGCCAUCCAGCACUUCAUAUGGUGGAGCCUAUACCGCUGCGCUUUCCCAGUUGGUUUUCUCAGCCAUUGCUCAAGCUUCGAGUGAUUCCUUGUCUAUUUUCGGUAAAGAACCUGCUUAUUCGUCUGAGCUGGUGAUGUGGGCGACGAAACAAACGGAGGCUUUUGCCCUUCUUGUGAAACGACAUGCUUUAGCUUCAUCUGCUGCUGCUGGAGGUCUCAGAGCUGCGGCAGAGUGUGUUCAAAUUGCUUUAGGUCAUUGUUCGUUAUUGGAAGGUCGUGGUUUGGCGCUUUGCCCUGUGCUUUUAAGACUUUUCAGGCCUAGUGUUGAACAAGCACUAGAAGCCAAUUUAAAACGAAUUGAAGAAAGCACGGCUGCCUUGGCUGCUGCUGAUGAUUGGGUACUAACAUAUGCUCCAACGACACGCCAAUCUGGCCGAACUUCGAGCACUGCUCUUGGUAAUUCAGCAUUCCAACAUAAAUUGACGAGUAGCGCUCACCGGUUCAAUUUUAUGGUCCAGGAUUUUUUCGAGGACGUGGGACCUUUACUUAGUAUGCAGUUGGGGAGUCAAACUCUGGAGGGAUUAUUCCAAGUAUUUGACUCAUAUAUCAAUAUGUUAAUCAAAGCCUUGCCUGGUAUGGAAGACGAAGCAAAUUUUGAUGGUUUUGGAAGUAAGAUGGUGCGGUUGGCUGAAACCGAAGCUCAGCAAAUUGCGCUCUUGGCAAAUGCGUCAUUGUUAGCAGAUGAACUACUGCCUCGUGCGGCCAUGAAACUGGCUCCGGCAACUCAGACUGCUUAUAAGGACGAUCCUCGUCGAAGACUUUCAGACAAGCAAAAUCAUCAUCCAGAACAAAGGGAGUGGAGGAGGCGGCUGGUUAGCUCUGUGGAUAGAUUGAAAGAUACUUUUUGUCGACAGCAUGCUCUUGAUCUAAUUUUUACCGAGGACGGGGACAGCCAUCUGACCGCUGAGAUGUACCUAAACAUGGGUGGAAAUAUGGAUGAAGUUGAAUGGUUCCCAUCUCUGAUAUUCCAGGGACUGUUUGUAAAGCUUAGCAGAAUGGCAAGUAUGGCAGCUGAUACGUUCGUUGGCAGGGAAAGAUUUGGUACAUUACUAUUGAUGAGGCUCACAGAAACCGUCGUGUUGUGGCUUUCAGGGGACCAAAGUUUUUGGGAUGAUAUUGAGGAAGGGCCAAGACCACUAGGACCUCUUGGUCUUCAACAGUUCUACUUGGAUAUGAAAUUUGUGAUUUGCUUUGCUGCCCAAGGCCGAUACUUAUCUCGGAACCUGCAUCGAGUUGUGAAUGAGAUCAUAUCAAGAGCAAUGGCUGCAUUUGCUGCAACAGGAAUGGAUCCAGAUAGUGUACUACCGGAAGAUGUUUGGUUCGAUGAUGUUUGUCAAUUGGCAGUAGAGAGAUUAAGUGGGACGCCAAAGGCUAUAAAUGGGGACAGAGAUGUUAACAGCCCAACAGCCUCAAUUUCUUCAAUUUGACUCAGUAAUUUCUUUCUUGUAAAUUAAACAACCAAGUUCGUUGAGUGAAUUUUCUGGUCGGUACUGAGUUCCUACCACCCUUACAUCUGUCAAUUUCAUCCAUUCUUUAAGUUUGAUUCUCUUUCCUGUUUAGGUUUUAGAGGCUUCCCUACGUUCAUGUUCGUGUUAGAUAUAUUUGCACAGCCACGGAUUGUAAAUGAUUAUCAAACAAACUAUUCUGAUACUAUAUUUGUCCAUUCUUUAACACAAGUCAAUUUUGUUCA
Messenger RNA from Cucurbita maxima (winter squash), 2809 nucleotides. RefSeq names its product exocyst complex component EXO84B-like. The record is from RefSeq and is a predicted model, not a curated record. Gene Ontology annotation, cellular component: exocyst. The transcript has 7 exons. Gene Ontology annotation, biological process: Golgi to plasma membrane transport; intracellular protein localization; exocytosis. Bases 285 to 2546 code for a protein of 753 amino acids. NCBI's taxonomy places the organism in Eukaryota, Viridiplantae, Streptophyta, Magnoliopsida, Cucurbitales, Cucurbitaceae.